Messenger RNA from Geodia barretti, 267 nucleotides. NCBI's taxonomy places the organism in Eukaryota, Metazoa, Porifera, Demospongiae, Tetractinellida, Geodiidae. The record is from the annotation of a GenBank genome assembly.
AUGUCGGGUGGUCUACUGCGCGGCCUGUUGCUACGGCCAGGCGGGCUGGGGGCCCUCAGAGCCGUUCCCAGGAGGACAGCCGUCACGACAGAGAGCGGGAGCAUUCUGUCCAGACCAGAGCGCCCCUAUAGGAGUGCUGGGGCCGUCAUGGUGGCAAUCUGGGCGCCUCCCUUCAUCUACGGCGGAGCCAUGAUCGCCAAGUUCUUCGCCUCGUGGAUGGAAGAGAUGAACAUUUUCGUCCCUGACGAUGACGAUGACGACGAUUGA